Rotaria sordida is the source of this 759-nucleotide messenger RNA. Lineage: Eukaryota; Metazoa; Rotifera; Eurotatoria; Philodinida; Philodinidae. The record is from the annotation of a GenBank genome assembly.
AUGGGCGUUGAUACUUGUUAUCCAUGUGCUAAAUAUCUUCUCGUAGUUCUUAACCUCAUUUUUUGGUUAAGCGGUGCUGCAUUGAUAGUUUUUGGUGUUUUAUUCUUAUUACAUCCUGAAGUACAGCAUGUCAUUCAUCUAUUCAAUUAUAAUACAUUUCCAUUGUCAUCUAUUGAAUUAUCAGCAAUUUUUAUUAUCCUUGUUGGUAUCAUUAUCUUUCUUAUUGGAAUUUUUGGAUUGUGUGGUGCAAAAUAUGAAUCACGCACUUGUCUCAUACUUUAUAUUGUUUUGGUAACAUGUGUUCUUUUGACGGAAUUAGCCUUAUUUACAUACAUCGCCAUGUAUCAUGACCAAUGGGAAGGACUUAUAAAACAACGUCUUAUAUCACAAACGAAAAAAUAUAAUCACUUGUAUCCAAGCAAAUACGAACGAGCACUAGACUAUAUUCAAAGCAAGUAUCAUUGUUGUGGUAUUGAUUCAGCAUAUGAUUACAGUGAUUCACAUGUUCCAAUAUCUUGUUGUUCUAUGGCAGAUAAAUUAUCUUCUACAACAACUUGUUCUGUUGAUCAAGUUAGUUUACGUGGUACACUCGGAUGUUUUCGUGUAUUAACUAAAUUAACAAUACAUUGGAUGAAAUUUUUUAUUAUUGCUGAACUUGCUUUAUGUCUACUAUCGUUGAUUGGUGUAUUUCUCGCCAUUUGUGUUUGUCAAAAUGCAAUGCUUUAUGAUGGAUAUAUACAAGCUCCAUACCAUGUUUAA